Messenger RNA from Colletotrichum truncatum, 4818 nucleotides. The record is from RefSeq and is a predicted model, not a curated record. Lineage: Eukaryota; Fungi; Ascomycota; Sordariomycetes; Glomerellales; Glomerellaceae.
AUGGAUUCAGAGACGACCUCUAGCCCAGGGUCAGCCAACGGCUCAACCGACACGCAACAACGAAUCAGGGAUCCCAAAAAGCGCAGUCUUAUCAAUGAUCCCAUAGCGCCUCCUUCAACCUCGACUGAAGCGGCAUCAUCAUUCCCAUCCCCUGAACUGGCAAGCUUCGAAAUUCCCAUCAACGUAGUCGACAGGCUGCCGGGAGGAUGGUCUCUGAGCAAGAACCUCCAAGUCCCCGAUCCCAGAACAGCUUCUCCAACAUCCUUCCUGUUCGAUCUCUACUUCACCAACUUUCACGACACGCACCCAUGGCUCUUGCCCAAGCUCCAACUUCUAAACCGUAUCCGUGCCGAUCCUCAGCCGUUUCACUUCCUCGCAAGUUGUAUAACUUACGUCGGAUCUCUCUUUUCCAAGGCAAUCUCCUCGGAAGAGUUGCGGGAGAAGGCAUACAGUCUGGCAAGCGGUGUUUUGCCAAUGACCCCUUGGACGAUACAAGGUCUUCUCGUCUUGAGCGUAGCGGCCUUUGGAGAAAACAGAAUGGACCUCAGCAGUGGCUGGAUGGAUACCGCGACUCAGAUGGCUCUUGAUCUUGGUAUGCACGAGAGGAUGUUUGCAGAUGCCGAGCCUGAUCCAUUCCUGGCAGAGAGCUUCCGUAGAACUUACUGGGCUCUCUAUUUCCACGGUAACAUGCGAGCGACGCGCGAGGAUUCGCCUAGUUUUGCCUUAUUCAGAGUUGCGGCAACGACUGAGCUGCCCUGCGAAGAGUGGGAGUACCAGUCAGGGGAAAUCCCGCAACCCAUAUCCUUGGCACAGUACGACGCCAGAGAUCCCAUGGGCGACAGAAGCUAUUCCUCGUGGACAUACCUGAUCGACCUGUGCCGACUUAGCGGCGAGCUGAUUCUUCCAAUGUCGACAUUUCCUCCCCAGCUGCUGGCCAAUACAAUUGAUAGGGCGGAUUCGAGGAUUGUCAGUUGGCUCAUUAGUUUGCCAAAGUGGAAACAGCAAUUGGUGGAUGCGGGAGGCGCUGUUGACAUGAUUCUGUUUCAUGCAAUGGCAUACGCUCAUGUAAUGCAACUACCCGUCGAGACUUUGGGCCUUGGAAUUCGAGAUCUUCUUACACUAGGCCCGGUGUUCAAGACACGCGAAACGUCAUCAUCUCAAACUCGACAAUCCUUUGCUGCACCAAACCAAUGGCUUGAGUGUUCUACAGCGCUUCAAGCAGGACUAUCGACCAUUGGCUUAUUCAACUUCUCGCUGCCCCCAGCCCGUUACAGCCCGGCUUGCAUCAUCGGGUUACAACGAGCUGCUUUGCCAUUGCUUGAUGCUAAGAUGUAUGGUGCAGUUGAGUCACCUGCCCUGAGAGAGAAGCUUGAUUUACUCCUGGGCGUACUCAAAGUCGCCGGGGAAAUGUGGCCUGUCGCGAAGAAUAUUGGUAACGAAGUGAGCGACGUGUUGAGGGAUGUGGACGUCGCCCACAACCGCAAUAUGAUGUCGCACUUCGACCCAGCCCUGGACGUCUUUAUCAAUGACAUGGCUUCUUCCGGGAACGUUGAGAAUCCUGACAUGUUUGCUUUCCCCGAGAUGAGAACAGUAGACGAUAUCCUCCACUGGCCCACGGGCAUGGCCGGAACUUUUCAGACACCGGUACCGACGCCUUGGUCGCUCACCGAGGAGACCGCAAAAAUGAGCUUUGCUAUCGAGGUACCCGGUGACGCCAACCCGCUAAGCUUGCAGGAGCUCUGCCGAGCCCUCGAGUCCGCGACCUCGGCCGACUACGCGCGUAGGCAGGCAGCCGGCCAGCAGCUAUCAUCAUGGGAGACUGAGCACGGAUACUUCUCCUCGCUGCAGACGGUUUUCCUUGAUAAGUCCCUCCCGCACGAGAUACGAUUUCUCGCUGUGAUUCAACUCAAGAAUGGAAUCGACAAAUACUGGCGGCUGCUCCCGACCGUUAAAGGCGGUUUAGAUCCGGCAGAGAAGACCGUCGUUCGGCAGCGCUUGUUUCAAGGUACUCUUGAGGAAGAGGACAGGGGGCUUUCGCUGCAUAACUCCCUGGUUACCGCCAAGAUCAUCAGAAUUGACUACCCUCAACACUGGCCAGACGCGCUGUCCAAUAUUAUCGGUCUCGUGAGGGCCUCGAAGGAUGGUAAUCAGCAUCAUUUACAUGGCGCCCUUCAGAUCCUUCUUCGAGUGGUGAAGGAGCUCGGUACCGCGCGCCUUAGGCGAUCACAGACCGCUCUUCAGUCCGUCACACCCGAGAUUGUCUAUCUUCUUGGAGAAGUUUACACCGAGAGGUCGGCGAUCUGGGUCAAUUUCCUAUCAAAUGGACAGGGAGAUGAAGAUACAGCCGAUUUGGCGAUGCUCAACAGCCUCAUAUCCCUUAAAACACUUCGACGUCUACUCGUCGUUGGCUACGAGGCACCUCACAACGACAAGACUGUCCAGCAGUUCUGGACUGUAUCUCAGAGCCACUUUGGCCAGUUUCUUGGCUUUGUCAGCCAUGACUCCCACGUACCGGCACCAUAUCAAGACACAGUGGGGAAGCAUCUCUUGCAGUUUACGAAGCUUCACAUCGACAUGUCUGAAUCACAUCCCGCCAGUUUCGCUGUACUUCCGAAUUCACUGCCUCUGGUACACGCCUACUGGGACUUGGUUGCCAAGUUUGCCGAAGUUUUUGAGAAGUCUGGCGGUAUUAGACAGUCUUCUGGUGACGCUGGACAGUCGGAAUCAAAGUCCAAGGUAGAGGGACCAUUGUUGGAGAGGCUAGCGCUGAGGGCCCUGCUCCUAAUGAGAUCUUGCCUGAGGAUUGCAUUCUACCCCAAACAGACAUUCAAAUACAAAAGCGCGGAGGCGAAGAAGGACGAGAACGACGCUGUUUCACUUGUUAAGCAAGAGCUCCUCAAGGAUGAGUUUGUUGUUCAGAUGGCCAACAUCAUCAUCACCCACCUGUUUGUCUUCCGUAAGGCUGACUUGGACGCUUGGGAAGAAGACCCAGAAGAGUGGGAGCAACAAGAACAAAGUGAGGGCAAUGCCUAUGAGUGGGAAGUAAGACCCUGCGCCGAGAAGCUCUUCCUGGACCUGCUCGUCAACUUCAAAAAUUUGAUGAUUCCUCCUUUGCUUUCGUAUUUCCAGACCGCGGUAAAUCCGCAGUCAGAUAUCGCUACAAAGGAGGCAGUGUAUACGGCCUUGGGCUUGGCCGCACCUAAUGUUGUCAACGUCUUUGACUUUGAUAGUCUGCUCGUCUCCACGAUUGUACAGGAUGCUCAACAGCAAGGGCCCCUUUAUAAAGUGCUCCGCCGCCGAAUCGCGAUCAUGGUCAGCCAAUGGGUGACCGUAAAGAUCGCUGAUAGCAGCAGACCGCUUAUUUACGAGAUGUUCCGGCAUUUCCUCAACCCUGCAGACGCGACCAACGAUGUCGUGGUCAGGAUUACUGCUGCACGUCAACUCCGAUGGAUUGUGGACGAACUCGGCUUCAGCGCGGAAGCUUUCCUUCCGUACGCCGCUGACGUGCUCAAUGAGCUUCUCCAAUUGCUUCAGCAUGUCGACAUUGACGAGACUAAGCUUGCCGUUUUGGAGUCUAUGCGGAUCUUGGUCACCAGAUUGGAGAACCACGUCUCACAAUUUGGAGAUUUCAUUAUGACCAGCCUUCCCAAUAUUUGGGAGAACUCCGGAAAUGAGGACUACAUGAUCAAGCAGGCUAUUAUUGCCAUAUUCGCUGCACUGGUCAUGUCAAUGGGCAGUGAAUCGCAGCGUUACCAGCAUCUGAUGGUUCCUUUGUUGUCAGACGCAGCAAAGACUGGCUCUGAUCUUCAUACAUAUCUGAUUGAUGAGGUGUUGGAGCUCUGGAACUCGGUCUUGAUGCAAAGUAACCCUCCCUUGUCUGCUGAUAUUAUGAGCAUAGCAGAGUUGUCACUUCCUAUCCUGGAGUAUCAGACAGAGACUGCUGCGCAGGCACUAUCGGUAGUAGAGUCGUACAUCCUCUUGGGUACGCAAGCGGUUUUGGAAGAUAGACUGCGCCGUCCUUUCCUGCAGGCGUUAUCAGGCGUCCUUGAUUCCAAGAGUCGGGAACAGGUUAGACAAGGCACUGUGUGCAUUGAAUACAUAAUUCGAGCUGCCUCUGAGCUAGGCGGUACCAACGGAACCUCGGUGGUAAUCCAGGACUUACUGGAGACCGGCUUCUUGAAGAAAGUCUUGGAAAGCCUCCAUGACGCUUGGGAGGCCCACCAAACCACCGGACCGAACAGAAAGGUCAGCAAGCUGAGCACAAUCACGGAACGUGAUUACUUUGCAAUCCUUUCCCGGCUGGUGCUUGCUGAUCCAGCUCUUUUCGUCACGAUGCUCACGUCGUUUGGGCCUCUGGAGCAUGUAUGGGGCUGGCUUAGCGGCGAGUGGUUCUCUCAUCUCGAUGGUCUUGACCAUAUCGAACGACAAAAGCUAUCCCUGUUAGCUUUGACACGUCUUCUCGAGCUUCCACAGCCCAUGCAGAGCCUGGCGCUCGGUAAACUGCAAGACUACUUCGCUCUCUGGACAGGCACUAUCGCUGAGCUUCAGGACGGUAUGAAGGAUGGUACCGACUCGCUCAUUUGGCAAGAAAUGGAGCCCAAUGAUUACGAGACUCCCAAGAGCCUCAAGGAGACGGAGUGGACUCAGAAAGACCCCAUUCAUACGGUGAACGCCAUGUAUUUCGUUAAGGAGAGGUUGCAGGAUGUCAUCCAUCGCUCGGGCGGCGAUCAGCAAUUCGAGCAGGAAUGGGCGAUCAAUGUUGAUAGGGAUGUACUACAGAAGUUCUGGGGUUUGACGCAGGUCAAUAGGGGUGCAUGA